Messenger RNA from Rotaria sp. Silwood1, 879 nucleotides. The record is from the annotation of a GenBank genome assembly. Lineage: Eukaryota; Metazoa; Rotifera; Eurotatoria; Philodinida; Philodinidae.
AUGCCUGCUGCAUCACCUGGGAUGGUUGUAAAAUUACGUGGAAUACUUUGGGCUUCAUCUGGGAUGGUUGAUGCCUGUGCCAUGCGCUGUGUUGCUUGUCCAUUAGUUGGGAUGCUUGGACCAUCAGCUGCGAUGCUUGGGUAAUCACUGGGGAUGCUUUGGCCAUCUCGUGGAAGGUUGGCGCAUCAGCUUGUAGGUUGCUUUAGCCAUCGCCUUAAAUGGUUUGGGAAACGCCUUGAGUGCUUUGGGCAUGACUUGGGAUGCUUGAGCCAUAAUCUAGCAUGCUUGGGAUGUCACCUGGAAUGGGUGGAGCAUCUCGUGCGAUGCUUGAGGCAUCACCUUGGCGAUAAAAAUUAAUUAUAAGUUUUUUGCGAUAACUUCGAAACUACCCUAGAUUUUAUUCUUUCAAGUUUAUGGCAUGUCAUGGAAGAUUAGACAGGAAGCUUUGUAAUGCAGGGGGUGAAUGUAAAGGUCUGAAAUAAUUUAUUGCGGCUAUUGACACCAUUUCAUGAAAAUCUUUUCAACGCUCUUCGCUUCAUUGGCUUUUUUCUUCAAGUUGAUGUCGCUUGGUCAUAAAUUUUGAUUUAACUUUCCCACCCCAUACCCCAAUCAUUCUCAAAAAAAAUACAAUCCCCCCCCCCCCCCCCGGUCUUCAUGUUUUCAUCACUCUAUACAUGGUUUUAUUCAUAGAAGACCAACAAUUUUUUCCAUGUUUUUGUAACUUGCACUUUUUCGGGAUGAUUCUUAUAUGUAAUCUAGGCCGCGGAUUAUUAUAUACUUUUAUUUAUUUUUAAAGCAAAAAACAUUAUUCAAACAACACAUUAUUCCUAUUUCUUUGUCUUUAUUAACUUCAUCUCUCCACUUUUAUUCUUCAUCUUA